AUGGGUUGUGCUGCUGCAAAAUCUGAGAAAUAACUUAGCAAAUAAAAUUCUCCUGUUGGUCUUAAAAAAAUGUCUAUAUCCAAUGUUUCUUUGAUGUAAGAAACUGAUAAGAUUGAAACAGACUUUAUUUUCCAUGCUUUGGAUCCUUUAGUAAGUAUACUAUUUAUUUAAUAACUAAAAUAGCUAGGAGAAACUACAUUAAGAAAGCAGUUUCUAAGAGCAAUAAUGCUACUAGAAUUGUAAAGAUUUUUAAUUGUUUAAAUCUUGGAUCAACUGAAAAGUUAGAAUUAGAGAGAAUAGUCAACCAUUUAUUACAAAUUGUAAAAUUUUAUGAUAUAUGUUAGAAACAUUUAAACUUGAUUCGCAUAUUAUCAUACUAUUAUAAUGACAACAAAUUGUUUUUAGUGAGUGAAUUUAGUGAAGGAGGCAAUCUAUUAUCUCGUUUGGAUCAUUUUAGCCAACUUCAACAAUAUAAUAUGAUUGAUGUGUUUUGUUAGAUUAUGGCUGGAGUUUAAUACUUACAUAAUUAAGGAAUUGCACAUGGGUAUGUUAGGUUGUGAAAUUUUAGUAAUAUCUAGCUUGAAAGCAUAGUAUUUAAGGAGAAAAACAUGGAGAAUGUUAAAUUAUUGGACUAUGGAAUCCCAAAUUCUUUUAAAUAAAUAUGUUUAUAAUGGAAACCUAAUGGAAGUAUUUAAGAGAUAUCCUUUAAAUCACCAGAAGCCUUAAGAUAAUCAGGUCUUACAUCAGCUAAAUCUGACAUCUGGUCAUGUGGAUGUCUAUUGUACUUCUUUUUAACUUCUCAUAUGCCAUUUUAAUCUAGAGAUGUUUAAACUUUAAAAACGGCAAUAUUAAGAGGAAUUGUUAAUUAUGAAGGCUCUGAAUGGUCACAUAUCAAUCCAGAUAUGAAAUUAUUAAUUAGUAAAAUGCUUAGUUCCAAUCCAUAAGCUCGUCCUACAGCAGCAGAAAUUAUUAAUCAUCCAAUUUUUGUGAACAGAGCAAGAAUAUUAACUAAACCAAAUAAACAACUCUCAAAAAAUAUGAAGGAUUUUAAAGUAUAUAAAUACUUUAUCAGCUUAGUAAUAAUCUUAAAUGCAAAAUGCCAUGUUAAAUUACAUUGCUGAAAACAUGUUAUAAGAAUAAGAUAAGAAAAAAUUAAUGGAAGAAUUCUAAAAAUUUGAUUUGAAUAAAGAUGGUUUGCUUACAAAAGAAGAACUCUUAAAAGUUUAUAUUACUAUGUAUUCAUCUGAGUAAGCUAAUUAAGAGGUUGAAACCAUUUUCUCGAAAGUUGAUUAAAAUCAUAGUGGUAGGAUUGAUUACUAAGGUAUAAAAAUUAGUAAAAUUUUAGAGUUUGUCUUAGCGACUAUAGAUUAAAAAAAAUAUUUCAAUAGAGAAAAACUACUAAUGCUAUUUCAAUAAAUUGAUAGAGAUCAUAGUGGAUAAUUAAGUAAAUUAGAAGUUAAGAAAUUAUUGAGAGAUAUGUAAAUACCUAAAGAAAAACUUGAUUAAUUAUCAUAAUAAUUAGAUUAAGAUGGAGAUGGACAGAUAACUCAAGAAGAGUUUUUAUAAAUUAUGUUAUCUAUUGCAUGA
Paramecium pentaurelia is the source of this 1587-nucleotide messenger RNA. NCBI's taxonomy places the organism in Eukaryota, Ciliophora, Oligohymenophorea, Peniculida, Parameciidae. The record is from the annotation of a GenBank genome assembly.